This is a messenger RNA of Phytophthora sojae, 2541 nucleotides long. RefSeq lists its product as hypothetical. Lineage: Eukaryota; Oomycota; Peronosporomycetes; Peronosporales; Peronosporaceae. The transcript is spliced from 5 exons. The coding region runs from base 1 to 2541 and encodes 846 amino acids. The record is from RefSeq and is a predicted model, not a curated record.
AUGGAUAUCGCCGUGGAUUGCGUGGAAGACGCGUCUGAGCUUCUUUCACGCAGUAUCGAAAGCUGCGGGAACCAGUCGGAUCUCUUGCGCCGCACAUUUGUAAAGACAGCCCCGAGAUACGAAGCACUGGAUGAACAGGACGCGGACAGGAACGAGUUUCUUCCUCUCUUUUCACGGUUCUACUGGGAGCACGUUGUCGACUCGGAGUAUGCUGUCAUGGCUCUGUCGCCGAGAUUCCCGUCGAAAUCGCUGCGUCAAAUCUACCGCUGGGCGAAUGACGUUGGACAUGAGUCACUGGCUGGACGUAGCUUCAAACUCUAUCUUCAUCACCUGGCAUACAACAGUCAACUUGCAAUUGUUGCGGGAAACUAUGAUAAAGGUGAAGGCCAAGCGACUGAGGUUGUGCCAGUUCCGAUGUACCCGACGUGUUUGGAGGAAUGGCGCGAUAAUGACAGCGCUACCUACUGGUAUCCUGCUUGCUCCGACUUCGGCAGCAUUGACGCAAUUGUGAAAUUGAAGACUGACCAUGGUAUGAACCAAGUGGCGUAUCUUCAAUUGGCGGUUGCUACAGAAAUUCCCAUUGAUGCUACGGAGCUGGAGAAGCUAAACGCGAUAUUUUGGACAGCAGAGAUCAAGAAGGCUGGAGUCACGGUACCACCGAUCUACAUUGCAGUUUGCCCGGACCUGGAGGCGAGUCGGGCCUUGAUGCUCAGCUCUCAGCAAGACGUUUUAGCGGCACGGGAGAUCUGCGGCGUGAUGCCAGGCUACGAAGGCGGCAUCGCCAUGGUGAAGAUCCCCAGGAAUCAUACCGUGGCCGACUUGCAGAAAAUGAUAAAGGCCAAGUGCCCGACGUUUCUGCAAUUUAUCGAGUCUGACCAGCUCAUGCUGUUCUUGGCGAAGUUCGACGGCAAGUGGAUGCCCAUCCGUGGCCCGGAAGUGAACGCCAUGUACGCUGGAGACAUCCCAGAGCGAGUGGCCGAAAUCCUCACAAACCCAGCUAAGAUGCUUGCGCCGGAGCAGAAGAUUGGGGACUUGUUUUCCGACGUCCGGAUCUCGGACAUGGAGGUUCACUUCCUUGUGAAGCUUCCACCGACACUUCCUCCUCCCGAUCCACUGCAGGAACUCCCUUGGAAACUCGGAGUCAACGAGGCGAGAUGCGGUGGAGAACUUGAGCGCUUUCGAGCUGUGGGCCAGCGACUUAAGAGCUACCCGGACGUUCAACGUAUGGAAACCGCGAUUGCGAAGCUUACCGAGUCGAAUACGUUCCUCACUCCGUUUGUUGUUCUGGAGACCUCCACUGGCACUGGGAAGACGCAGAUGGCGUUUAACCUGGAGGCCAGUGGACGAUUCGACGUUGGCGUCUCCUCUUCAAGAAGGUGUCUUGAGCAAGACUUCCUACGCCUGAAAGCUGGGAGUAUUCGGGUGAUGCAGCAGUUCGAGAAGUUGCACUUGUAUGGCUUCGUCGCGGCGGCUCUGACAGGGGAAGAUAGAUUUACGAGUCCUGAUUCGCGCUCGGACGUGGAAGAAGCUCUCCAGCAGCGUCAACGGGAAGGAGCGAAGCCCUGCGUCUUCUUUCUCGACAAGUUUCCAUGUGUUGACGAUGGCUUCACGGACUCUGGUGUGGGCGAUCUACCGCUGCGGUAUCGGUGUAUGAGCAAUGUUUUCCGGCCCUUUGGUCUACCGGUUGUGCUUAGUACAAGCAGUGAAGCGCCCCGGCAGUGUGUUUCACUUGGCGACAGAUUCCAGGGUGUGGACAGCGAGUCGUCCUUGUGCUGUCAUUUCAGCGGUGGAGAAUGGGUGGAGAGUCUGAGUGCGCUAGUCGAAUUCUUGGCUCCAAAACUGAGGCGAGUCAAAAACUGCCGGUCGCAUGAAUUCGCGGUUGGCCAGCUCGCUUUACUUUUAGGCGGAACUUGUGCCGAGAUGGACGAGAGUAUGAGCUUAGUUGACGGCCAUUAUGCUCGUAUUGGAGAAACCGGACCGCUGGAGCUCUCGCGCAUGGAGGAAGGGGUGCUGCUACACAAUGGGAGCCCAUAUGUAUGUCAUUUCAGCUUCUCAGAACCUGAACGUGAUAUGCUUCUACAUCUAACGCUGCUAAGUGGGGUGGACAGCCAGGAUGGUGUCAAGUUUCAACCGCUGCCUGCACCAGUGGAUCAAUUGCUGCGUGACAAGGACGUUCAAAAGCGUCUGGGUCUGAAAUGUACCCGGGAUCGAUUAGACAGCAACAUUCUGGUUGCAAGCGUGGUCCACGCCAGUCGGAGAGGAGGCGUUCGUGGUUUGACGCUGCCGAAGUUCUUGGGUGGACUGCUAUACAACCUUUGCGUUCGCGACACAUUGGAGACGAUGGAGCUGCCCUGCGAUGGAAAGCGCUCCGAUGUCAACCAACUAGUGAUACCGUUUCUGUCGUCUUUGGACGCGCAGUGGCCCAUUUUGUUUCUGAACGAUAUGGAAGGUGGCGGUCUCGAAUUCGCCAACCUCUCCUGUGUCGACGGCGCCGAAGAUAUUGACGUGCACUUUAUGACUCAUCUGGAACCAUUUCCGUGA